Messenger RNA from Plasmodium fragile, 1983 nucleotides. RefSeq lists its product as uncharacterized. The coding region runs from base 1 to 1983 and encodes 660 amino acids. The transcript has 6 exons. The record is from RefSeq and is a predicted model, not a curated record. Lineage: Eukaryota; Apicomplexa; Aconoidasida; Haemosporida; Plasmodiidae.
AUGGGGAAAGUUAGGGACGGGAUAAAAGAAUACGUAGAGGACAUAAAGGAAGCCGUGAAGAAAUCAGAGGAGGAGGGAAAUAUAGAAGAAAUGUUAAAGAAAAAGAAACAGGAAGCCGCCAUGGGUAAACCUGCCCCUGCCACACCAGUAGCGGCGAAACCGGUGGCAACGACUACCGGACAAGGAGGUACGACAUCAUCACCUGGUGGUGAUGGUGGUAAGGGUGGUGGUCGUGCCGGACCGAAGGAAGGAGUGCAGACUGCCCCAGCAGGGGAAUGUCAAGGGGAGAGAUUAUCCCAGUGGGGACAUAAGACAGUGUACGUGGUGCAUCCACAUAAUAAAGAACAUCUGGAAAAAUUGAAUAAGGUGUUGCAGGAAUUUACGGAAUAUAUGGAGAAAUAUAAAGAGCACGCAGAUGCGUUUGGUGCCAAUUGUUAUAAUGUAGGUUGGGAGGAUAUCUCCUCAGAUGGGCAUUUUUACAUGGGCCAAACAGUAGCAGAUGUCGUACGGUGCAGAGUUAUGAGCGUUGCAUGGGCCUUUGCAAAUGGGUGGCACAAGAGUACACAGCAUACACAGGACAGGGUGCGCAUGGACCCAGAAGAAGAGAACAGGCUCAGAUGUGAAGUGGCAAAUAUAUUUGGACACUUACUGAAAGAAAAAUAUUGUCCCCACCAAGAACAGUGGAAAAGAGGUGUAGAGUAUUCUCGGAUAGCAUUGAAGAAAAUGCAAAGCACAGGAAAAAAUGGAGCUGGAGUGGUAGCGGGUCCUGUUAUCGACGGCAGGUGUACAGCAUGUGGCUAUCACGGCCAUGAGAGGCUACCGGGAGUGGUAAAUUGGGACAUAGCAGAUUGGUUAUUGUACGACGCGAAAAUAUUGCACGGAAUCGAGAAUAUAGAACGGGGCGCGAACUGUAAUAAAAAGUGGAAGGAGUAUACAAAAGGGAAGAUGAAGGAGGGUGAGCCGACACGGGUGGACGAAACGAAAAUCACUGCAAUAAAGGACACGGAGAAGAAGAUAGUGGAGGAAGCAACAAGGGUAAUUGAGAAGGCCAAGGUCGCAGUAGAACAGGAAAUUGAAAAACAGAAAGGUAACUCAAGUGCAGGACCCGAACUUGCGGAUACCGGAGGAGGGUCCACAACGACCACACGACCCGGAUCGCCACCACAAGCACCGGCAUCCCCAGUAUUACCAGCAGCACCUGCAGGACCAGCAGAGGGACCAUCACCACCUCCUCCGGAGGAGCCACCUGCUCCACCAGCGCCAGGGGCACCAGGCAACACAGAUGAUACACGUGAUGCAACAUCCACGGGCCCACACGAACAAUCAGGUGAGGAAACGUGUAAGGCGACUCUGGAUAAGAAUCAACUCACCACCGGCAGUGUUGUUAUAACUCCAACCUGCACGCCCGAUGAAGAUUUAGGAGGAGGACAAACACUCACAGAUGCUAUUGCCCACGGUACUGUGGCUAAGGACGAUAAUGUAGAUUCAAACCAGGCACCAGCAGCAAAAUCACUGGAACCAUCCACAAGAACAUCCAGUGAUACUACCAUACUGGACAGGAUGAAUCCACAGAACCCUGAGCCCCCCUCCCCUGAUUCACCCGCAUCAAAUCAUCCAAGGGACUAUGAUCCACAUUCAACCGGCUUUUGCUUCCUCGACAGUAGUGGUGCGGAAUGCCAGGAUUUGACCAAAUCCUCUGCUACUGGUCCCUAUUCCGUCUUCGGUGAAACGGAAAAGACUGUUGAUCCUCCCUCUUGGACAGGCUAUGUACCAGGAUUAGAUGAUGUUGCGAAUGGAUUUGUACCACCGAUUCCAGCAGAUGGAACAUUGAGUUCAUCGAAUAACAACCAAAGUCCCGGUAAAGUUGACUAUGCUGUCCCCGACCUCACCGACGCCGUCCUUACCGCCACUACUCCCGUACUCUUCUUCCUGUCCGCCGUCACCGUCGCCCUACUGGGUUAUUCCCUUUGGAAGGAACGCUAA